AUAAAAGCAUAAGUUUUUAAGGACAAGGUGCUAGGCGUUUUGCAAAGGUUUAUUAGUAUAUAAGUUAAAUAAAGCCUUAAAGUAAUCACCACAAGGCAAUGUGCGUCGACCGACUUCUCUUUACGUGUGUAAAUGCCAUACUAGGUGUGACAGGAUUGGUGAUACUGAUCGUGGCUAUUGUGGUACACAAGUAUGCAAGUAACCACGAGAUCACCGACAAUUACCGACCACCAGCUAUAUUAGAGUUACUGUAUUUGGCAGGCGCCCUGUCCAUCGCCGCAGCCAUAGUGGGCACUGUUGCGGCCAUCUUGGGACGCAUGAAGAUACUACUAAUUUUGUACAUCGCCAUCAUCGUACUGCUAGCCAUCGUGCAGCUGUCUGCCGCUGGGAUGGCACUGUCUGGUCGAGAUAGAGCCAAGGCCACCAUCAUGCAAGUGCUGGAGCACAAGAUGGACGAAUACAAGUCGCCUACUACCGCCAUUGUAUGGGACAGGUUCCAGAAUAGUGCAAAGUGCUGCGGCGUGAACUCAUCACAAGACUGGCUGGACAAGAAGAUGGAGAUCCCCAAGUCGUGCUGCCGAGCCGAAGACUCCUGCGACACAUCCAACACCAACGACAUGUACGAGCAGGGCUGCGGCCAUGUCCUCACCAACAUCAUUGACAAAGCCAUCAAAAUCCUCGGCUAUGUCGCUCUCGCAAUCAUGGCCGUGCAGGUAGUGGCAGUUAUACUUGCUGUUGUAAUGAUCGCCUGUGGAGGGAUAUUGCCGGUUUGUUUGUAAAUAAAUGAAGCGAUGUAUGUUUAGAAAUGUGUUUAUGUAUAAAUAUAGUUGAUAAAUUUUGAAAUAAAUAAUAAUACAAAAUAUUCAGUAAAACAAA
This is a messenger RNA of Bacillus rossius redtenbacheri, 876 nucleotides long. RefSeq names its product tetraspanin-6-like. Gene Ontology annotation, cellular component: plasma membrane. Bases 99 to 779 code for a protein of 226 amino acids. NCBI's taxonomy places the organism in Eukaryota, Metazoa, Arthropoda, Insecta, Phasmatodea, Bacillidae. The transcript is spliced from 5 exons. The record is from RefSeq and is a predicted model, not a curated record.